Dentiscutata erythropus is the source of this 130-nucleotide messenger RNA. Lineage: Eukaryota; Fungi; Glomeromycota; Glomeromycetes; Diversisporales; Gigasporaceae. The record is from the annotation of a GenBank genome assembly.
GCUAGUACUGAACAAGCUAUUAAGAGAAAAACAUAUUAAAGACACAAUGCCGCAAUCUAUUCUGUUUUUAUGUCCAUUUAGCUUACCAAAGCAAAUUCUUAUUCUCUCGGUUGCCAUUCAAACUAUUUAG